AUGGAAGAAGAAAAAGAGAUCACUCCUUCUCCACCUAGUCUCCAUCCCGACAACCAAUCGCCACCUAUAACCCAAGGGACAGUCCAAACUACCUCUGAUCCCAAUGGCCCCGAGCCAUCUGCUCCUGAAAUCCCAGCUGAACCUGACCAAAAUUCUAAGUAAACCUUCAGACUCCCCAGAAGCCACCCCUCAGAAUCUUCCUGAAGUCGCCCCAAGUUCUGUAGAAGCAGAUUCAAAGGCGGCUGAAGCACACCUUUGUCAAGAAGCUGCUUCAGAAGAAGACCGAGAAGAAGGACUUGAAGAAGAAAAAUCAAGCCAUAAGAAAAAGAAAAGAAAAACGUAUUAUUACACUGUGCUCAAGGGGAAUUAUCCCCAGAAUGUCAUUGAUGCCAUCAAGCUUAGGAAGAACUGGAAGCAGUGUAAAGAAGAUAAAGAUAUGUUUGAAGCCUCACAUUUCAUCUGGAAACCAACUAAUUUCUCAUCCAAGAGUUAUGGAAAAAUUGAUUUGUUGAUGAGAAAAGGCAAGAAAUUAGUAUUCAAUCAUCUUGAGAAAAUAAAAGGGAUCAGCACAAAAACAGGUCUGGUUGGAUCGCUUAAAAGAUACUAUGAAAGGUGUCCAGAAGCAGCGAAGAUGAAAUAUAACGUAUUUGACAGCACCCCUACAACUUUCAUUAUAUCUCCAAAUUUGGAUGGGGAUGAUUUCAAAAUGUUUAAUCAUCUUUUGAAAUCUUCAAAACCCAAGACCAGUAAUUCUCCGACUUAUCGGGACGAUGCGAUCUUACCCAAGCACUGAGAAAGCGGCACUUGGCUAGUAAAGCCCUCUUGCAUGAACCGAGGAAGAGGAAUUGAAAUAUUUCAUAGCAAGGAAGAAAUUUUAAAUUUUAUUUCAUCAAAACCUGUGUUUAGCAGGUGGGUUGUUCAAAAAUAUAUCGAAAGGCCUCUACUGUAUAAGGGCCGCAAGUUUGAUCUGAGAGUCUGGGCCUGUGUUAAUCACCUCGACGAGGUCUUCUUUUAUGAGAAAGGAUAUGUCCGCCUCUCUUCAGAGGAGUACGAUCUUGAUAACCAAAAUAAUUAUGUGCAUCUUACGAAUAACUGACUUCAACAACAUGGGGAGAAGUAUGGUGUUCAUGAAGAAGGAAAUACUAUUGGUUAUGAGGCUCUUCAGGAGUAUCUAGAUGAAACCUUCCCUGACCUUGGAAUUAGUGUUGAGAAGCACUUUAUUCCGAGGAUAAAAGAUCUCAUCCUUGAUACCUUCUUUUCAAUUCAGAGUGAUUUGAGGAUCUGUAAAAGGAAUAGAAGCUUCGAAUUUUUUGGAUACGAUUUCCUUAUAGAUGAAGAUUUCAGAGUUUGGCUUAUAGAAUGUAACUCAAACCCAUACAUUGGAAAAGUUAACCCUUAUAUCAAAGUUUUGGUGGAAAACAUGCUGGAUGAUUUAUUGAAAACUUGUUUAGAUCCAUACUUCAAACCUAAACAUGUCGAUGACCCAGACCGCAAAAAUUUAUUCGAGUUAAUUUACUCCCCUGGAGGAACAAUGAACUCAAAAGAAAUGAUCAAUCAUAGAAGAGACUACAGCUGGGAUGAUCUUUACUUGUCUUCUGAAAUAAAGGAUGUAUUCUUGGAACAUAGAUUCCCACCUAACAAUGAUCUUGAGUUGAAACCCAAAGGCUUGAAGGGGAAAUCUCCUCAAAAGCAAAGAAAAGGACAAUUUUCACUAGCUAGAGAUGAUUCUUGUCUUCAGAAAUCUGAUAAGAAGGAAUCUUUACAGUUAUAUAAUGCCUAUUCAUUUACACAGAGCAAUAUCAAACCACCAAGGAUCAAGAAGCGUUCCUAUUCUAAAGAGACGAGGGUAAAGAUGGAUGCAUCUCGUACAGAGACAGUCUUUCCUGAAAUCAAGAAGAUUAUAGAAGAGAGACCUCCAACUAAGAUCAGUAGUAAGAACUUUUCGAACCAUAAUCAGAGAUCCAGGACUCUUCUUAAGAAGAAACAAAAAUAAGCUAGAAGACACAGAGAAAUUAGAGGAGCAGCUCACCUAUAUGGCCAAAUUUAAUCAAGAUGUUCGUGAGAGAAAUCGCCUCAGAAGUAUAAAGGAGCAAGGCCUAUCACACAGUAAAAACGAUUCGCAUGUAAAGACACUUGACUCAUUAUCUAAUAAUAAGCCAAAGUAUUGUACAGAUGCUGAGAUGAUGUCUAUCACUCCAUCUAAGAAAAUCACCACUGAUGAGUAUUAUCAUAAGGAGUAUGUCUUAGUGAAAGACAAAUAAAGCCAAGUUCGAGUAUUCCGUUCUUCAUAAACCCAAAGCUGAAAGGAAGCAACGGAUGAAUAUAAGCACAGAUAGAAGGCAAAAGCCUUCCUUGAAGAGGAACAAAGUGGAGUCUUGCAAUUUAUCUAUCAGUAGCAGGCUAAGUGAAAACCAUCCAAAUGACUGUAAAGUUAAAAUAAAUCUGAAUAAGAUUGGAAAGACAAAAUUACCAGAGCUGGGAAAUAAGAAAUUAAGCUCAGAAAUGACUCAGGAUGCUAAAAAUGUAACACAUAGGGCAGAGAACCAACAGAAUAGCUCCAUACAGACUCUUGAAAGCAAUUUUACAAAGAUACUAAACAAGAAAAGCAAAGGGGCUAAACAAACCUCAGAUAGCUCUAAGAAAAGAAAACUUAGAGAUGUAAAGAAGCUCAAACAAUUUAGCCCAUACUUUGGAAAUAUGCUAAAGAGCCAGACAAGGUUCGCUAGUAUAACAAAGAGGUCUGAACUAAUCGAAGAGAAGAGGUCACAGAACUCCAAGCUUUAUAAGAUCUAUGGUCUUGGCAAUACUAAAAGAUAUAAGAAGAAAUUGCAAUAAAUUCAAAUUCAA
Molecule: messenger RNA, 2847 nt
Organism: Moneuplotes crassus
Lineage: Eukaryota; Ciliophora; Spirotrichea; Euplotida; Euplotidae
Source: the annotation of a GenBank genome assembly